Molecule: messenger RNA, 7332 nt
Organism: Lecanosticta acicola
Lineage: Eukaryota; Fungi; Ascomycota; Dothideomycetes; Mycosphaerellales; Mycosphaerellaceae
Source: the annotation of a GenBank genome assembly
AUGGCGAGUAACAACCAGUACAAGGACGCCCUCGACCUCAUCUUCAACGAUCUCAAGAGCCGAUACGAACACACGCGACAGAAUGCCGCGACACGUUUACUCGAUCAGUGUAAUGCUGCCAACCGCGAACUACCCAUCAACCAAUUCAACAGCUUCUACGCCGAUGUUAAUUCGCGCAUGGUGGCUCUCAUUCUUAGCGGAAACGAUACACACGAGCGCAUUGGAGGUCUCUACGCCUUGAAUGCUCUCAUCGACUUCAAGGGCGACGAUGCGGCGCAAAAGGUGACGAAGUUCAGUAACUACAUCAAGAGGACGCUGGAGGGCAAUGACACGACCGCGAUGGUCGUCGCAGCCAGGUGUCUGGGACGUUUGGCCACACCGGGUGGAGCUCUGACGGCAGAGCUGGUAGAGGCGGAAGUGAAGCACGCGUUGGAAUGGCUCACCUCGGAGCGAAACGAGAACAGACGCUUUGCGGCAGUGUUGAUCUUGCGAGAGCUGGCCAGAAACAGCUCGACGCUGCUUUACAUGUACAUUCCGGGCAUACUGGUCAGUAUCUGGGAGGGGCUGCGAGACCAGAAGGUCAUGAUCCGAGAGACCGCCGGAGAGGUCAUCUCGUCCUGUUUCAAGAUCCUCUCCGCUCGCGAUCCCCAGCAGCGCUUGACCUGCCUCACGCGGAUGUUUGAAGCUGCUCAAGAUGGAUUUCGACGCAACACAAUCGAAUGCAUCCAUGGCUCGUUGUUGACAUACAAGGAGCUCCUCGUGCAGGGCGGCAUGUUCAUGCACGGCACUAGAUACAGAGACGCCUGUGAAAGGGUGCUCAACCAGCCAUACCGCGAGCAUCGAGAUCCCACCAUCAGACGCACAGUCGUUGAGAUCAUACCUCUGUUGGCCGCAUAUGCGCCGAAAGACUUCUGCCACAACUACCUUGCUCGCUCCAUGCAGCAUCUCCAGACACUCCUCAAAGACCCGAAGCAGCGCAACAUGGCUUUUGUUGCCAUCGGAAAGAUUGCCAAUGCAGUUCAGUCAUCGAUCGCGCCUUAUCUGGACACGAUUCUCCUCCACAUUCGAGACGCACUCUCUGUCCGCAAUCGUACCAAGCACACCGAUGAGGCCCCGGUAUUUGAGUGCAUCAGCAUGAUCUCUAUCGCGGUCGGCCAGACCCUAAGCAAAUACAUGGAGGCCCUUCUCGACCCGAUCUUUGCUUGUGGUCUUUCAGAUGCCCUCACUCAGGCCUUGGUCGAUAUGGCACACUACGUUCCAUCAGUCAAGUCAACAAUCCAGGAGAAAUUGCUUGAUCUCCUUAGCAGAACGCUCUGUGGCCAAUCAUUCCAGACUCUUGGCCAUCCCACACAGGGCAAGGGCCUUCCGCCGAUAUAUACAAAAGAAUACAGGGACCAGAGAGACCCGCAGCACCAAGAGCAUAAGGACCAGGAAAUCGCUCUGGCUCUGCACACUCUCGGAUCCUUCGACUUCAGCGGACACAUCCUGAACGAGUUUGUUCGUGACGUUGCGGUUCGCUACGUAGAAGAUGACGACCCGCAGAUACGCAAGGCCGCCGCCCUCACCUGCUGUCAGCUCUUCGUCAAGGACCCUAUUGUUCACCAGACGAGCCACCACGCAAUACAAGUGGUGUCAGACGUCAUUGAGAAAUUGCUCACGACUGGCGUGGCAGAUCCACAUCCUGACAUACGGCAGACGGUGCUCGCGUCUCUGGAUCAGCGCUUCGACCGUCAUCUUGCGAAAGCAGAGAACGUGCGCACGCUUUUCUUGGCCUUGAACGAUGAAAGAUUCCCGAUUCGCGAAGCGGCCAUGACCAUCAUCGGAAGACUCACGGCUGUCAAUCCGGCUUACGUCUUUCCAUCACUCCGCAAGGUCUUGAUCCAAUUGCUGACCGAAAUCGAAUACUCCAACAGCGCAAACAACAAGCGAGAAUCAGCGCAACUCAUCAGCCACCUGGUGGGAGCUAGCAGCAAAUUGAUCAAGCCUUACGUUGACCCGAUGGUCACGGUGCUGCUGCCAAAGGCGGAGGACAGCAAUACCGAUGUAGCUGCCACUACCCUGCGAGCCAUUGGUGAUCUGGCAAGUGUCGGAGGUGAUGGCAUGGUCAAGUAUAUUCCGGAGCUCAUGAAGAUCAUCAUUCGAAGCUUGCAGGAUCUAGCAGCACCGAAGAAGCGAGAAGCUGCGCUGUGCACGUUGGGCCAGCUUGCCAGCAACAGCGGCUAUGUUAUCGAUCCUUACACGGACCAUCCCGACUUGCUGACAAUUCUGGUCAACAUUGUCAAGAACGAGCCUCCUGGAGACCUUCGUCGGGAGACUAUCCGUCUCAUGGGUAUUCUAGGAGCUUUGGAUCCGUACAAGCACCAACAGGUGAUCGAGGAAUCACCAGAGUCAAAUCUCAGAGCCGAGGCCGAAGCCGAGUCAGAUGUCACAUUGAUCAUGAAAGGGAUCACGCCGAGUAAUGAAGAAUACUACCCUACAGUCGUCAUUAACACACUGAUGGGCAUGCUGAAGGAGGACACUCUGAAGCAAUAUCACUCCGGCGUGGUGGAAGCAGUGAUGAACAUAUACGCGACCAUGGGCAUGAAGUGUGUGCCUUUCCUCAGCACUGUUGUUCCUGGUAUUGUCAGUGUGCUCAAGGAUGCGACGUCCGAUGUCCGUCUGGAAGGAUACUUCAAUCAGCUCAGCUUACUGGUAAAGAUUGUUCGUCAACACAUCCGCCCUCACCUGCAUGUCAUUCUUGAUGCCAUCAACGAUCACUGGUAUAAGAGCAUGCAACUCCAAGCGACCAUACUCAGCCUUAUCGAGAGCAUUGCCAAGAGCUUGGAAGGCGAAUUCAAGGUUUAUUUGGCCAACGUCCUCCCACUCAUGCUCGGUGUUCUCGAUGCUGACAAUCGCACCGAUUCGGGCAAGGCAGCUUGCCAGAGAGUGCUUCAUGCGUUCCUGGUUUUUGGCGCAAGUGCAGAGGAAUACAUGCAUCUUAUUAUCCCCGUUAUCGUGCGGAUGUUUGACGCGGCCGAAGGACGUUACCGACAUCGCGACGUCCGCAAAGCCGCAAUAGAGACGAUUGGUCGUUUAAGCAAGCAAGUGAACAUUUCAGAGUUUGCCGCCAAGAUCAUUCACCCACUCGCCCGCGUGCUGCAGGGCAGCGAACCUACUCUCAAAGCACCAGCAAUGGAGACAUUAUGCGCACUCAUUUUUCAACUUGGCCAAGACUUUCUACACUUCGUGCCAACCAUCGACAAGAUCUUACAACAGCAGCGCAUCAACUUCACAGCGUACAAUCUCAUCAUCAAUAAGUUGAGGAAGCACGAGGCUUUGCCGCAGGACCUUAGUCCAGAUGAGAGAUACAACGAUGAAGACGACGACCAGUACCCAACUGAGAUCGCGACCAAGAAACUGGCUGUCAACCAGCAACAUCUUAAGAAUGCAUGGGAAGCGAAUCAAAAAUCAACCAAAGAAGACUGGCAAGAAUGGAUGCGCCGCUUCUCGGUCGAAUUGCUCCGGGAAAGUCCCCAGCAGGCGCUCAGAGCCUGCACCAAUCUUGCCAGCAUAUACGCACCACUGGCCCGCGGUCUAUUCAACAGCGCUUUCGUCAGCUGCUGGACGGAGCUGUAUGAUCAAUAUCAAGAAGAGCUUGUGCGCUCGAUUGAAGUUGCUCUCACGAGUCCUAACAUUCCUCCUGAGAUCCUGCAAAUUCUUCUCAACCUUGCGGAGUUCAUGGAGCACGAUGAUAAGGCUUUGCCGAUCGACGUACGUACGCUUGGCAUGUAUGCUGGCAAGUGCCAUGCAUUUGCCAAGGCAUUGCAUUACAAGGAGCUUGAGUUCAAUGCAGAGCAGAAUGCGAGUGCUGUAGAAGCGCUGAUCUCGAUCAAUAACCAACUGCAACAGACAGAUGCUGCGUUUGGUAUUCUUCGCAAAGCACAAGGAUACCACGAUGUCGAUCUAAAGGAAACAUGGUUCGAGAAACUGCAACGCUGGGAGGAAGCUCUGAUGGCGUACCAGACGCGCGAAGAGAGCGAGGGCGGACCUCAGAACGCCUCGUUUGAAGUCAUCAUGGGCAAGAUGCGAUGCUUACAUGCGUUGGGUGAAUGGGAUACACUUUCCCAGAUCGCUCAGGACAAGUGGGCGACAGCGACCACUGACAAUAAAAGGCACAUUGCACCGCUGGCCGCUACUGCAGCGUGGGGUAUGGGCGAAUGGGACACGAUGGACGAGUACCUGAAGGACAUGAAGCAACAUACUCCCGAUCGAAGCUUUUUUGGUGCGAUCCUCUCGAUCCACAGAAAUCACUUCGAAGAAGCUCACGGCCACAUCACCAAGGUGAGAGAUGCUCUUGACACCGAGCUUAGCGCGCUUCUCGGAGAGAGCUACACGCGUGCAUACAGUGUCAUUGUCCGAGUUCAGAUGCUUGCCGAGCUGGAAGAAAUCAUCACCUAUAAGCAGCACGAGAAUGACCCGGAGAAGCAGGAGCGUAUGCGUGCCACCUGGACGAAGAGACUGAAAGGUUGCCAGCGCAAUGUCGAAGUAUGGCAAGCGAUGCUCAAGGUUCGAGCACUUGUCAUUACUCCUCAGGAGAACGUCGAGAUGUACAUCAAGUUUGCAUCUAUCUGCCGCAAAGCCCAGAGAAAUGGCUUGGCAGAAAAGACGCUAAACAGUCUCCUAGGAUUUCGCAGCGAUGGCAAGAACGGCAGCGUGCAGACGCUCCUUUCAGAUCAAGAGUGCUGGAACAAAGUCAAGAUGGCACCUUAUCCAGUCCAAUAUGCUACUUUCAAGUUUCUUUGGAGCAUCGAUCAACAGGAGCCUGCUGUGGCUGCUCUCGUGGACUUCACCAUGAGACUGCGUAACGAUUUCGAGGAGCGCAAUGCUGCGGCUCUGACGGGAACCAGUACGCACGUGAACGGCAUGAAUGGAAGUCACGGCGCUCUGCUGAACGGUAGCCAUGACCUCAAUGGUAUCAACGGUAUACGCAGCACCGGGCCGUUCGGCUCGCCAAACGCUCACCAAAUCUCCCCGCGAGAAAAGGCCGAGCUGGAAGAAUGGAAGAUGCUCCUUGCUCGUUGCUACCUCAAGCAAGGUGAUUGGCAAGUCAAGUUGCACAAUGGGGAUUGGCAGUCGGAACACGUUCAAGACGUCCUCCAAGCGUAUUAUUCGGCGACAAGAUACAAUGAGAAUUGGUACAAGGCUUGGCAUGCAUGGGCACUUGCAAACUUCGAGGUUGUCACGUCUCUUACGGCGGCAGACCGAGAGCAAGCAGACGUGCCGCCGUACAUUUACUCGGAGCAUGUCGUCCCUGCGAUAAAAGGCUUCUUCAAGAGUAUUGCGCUUUCAUCGAGCAGCUCUCUGCAGGAUACCCUGCGGUUGCUGACACUGUGGUUCGCGCAUGGCUCCCAUCAAGAAGUCACCCACAGUGUUACACAGGGCAUCUCAUCCGUCAGCAUCGACACCUGGCUUGAGGUCAUACCGCAGCUCAUUGCGCGUAUCAACCAACCAAGCAAACUCGUUCGCGAAGGUAUUCACAAUUUGCUCGUCGAGAUUGGGCGCGCGCAUCCACAAGCCCUUGUGUACCCUCUGACGGUCAGCAUGAAGAGCGACACAGGCAAUCGAUCUCGCUCUGCUGCCAGAAUCAUGGAGGCGAUGAGACAACACUCGCCCAAACUAGUAGAGCAGGCUCGUCUCGUGAGCCACGAGCUUAUUCGUAUUGCUGUACUCUGGCACGAGCAAUGGCACGAAGGUCUCGAAGAAGCCUCUCGUCUCUACUUUGGCGACCACAACAUCCAAGGUAUGCUCAACCAGCUCGAGCCUCUACAUGAGAUGCUGCGAAAGGGUCCGGAGACGUUGCGCGAGAUUUCAUUCAUCCAGUCCUUCGGUCGUGACCUCAAUGAAGCUCGAGACUGGUGCGAAGCGUACAAGUCGACCAAGGAGAUUGGAGACUUGAACCAAGCGUGGGAUCUCUACUACGGAGUAUUCAAGAGGAUCGCUCGCCAAUUGCCACAACUGAUGAGCCUCGAUUUGCAGUACGUCUCGCCAGAGCUCAAGAAUGCGCAUGACCUCGAUCUUGCUGUUCCUGGCACGUACCAGAGUGGUAAGCCUGUGAUCCGAAUUCAGAGCUUCGACCCGGUGGCCAGCGUAAUUUCAUCGAAGCAACGUCCUCGCAAGUUGAGCAUGAGAGGUAGCGAUGGAAACAAGUACGACUUCAUCAUCAAAGGACACGAAGAUAUUCGACAGGACGAGAGAGUCAUGCAGCUCUUCGGACUGGUCAACACAUUGCUCUCGACGGAUCCAGAGUGUCUCAAGCGACAUCUCAAUAUCCAGCGUUACGCAGCCAUCCCGCUUUCGACGCAAGCUGGUCUGUUGGGUUGGGUACCAAACUCAGAUACACUGCACGUGCUAAUCCGCGAGUAUCGCGAAAGCCGCAAGAUUCUCCUGAACAUCGAGCAUCGUAUAAUGCUGCAGAUGGCGCCGGAUUAUGACAAUCUCACUCUGAUGCAGAAGGUCGAAGUAUUCGGUUAUGCGCUGGACAACACCACUGGCCAGGACCUGUAUAGAGUGCUAUGGCUGAAGAGCAAGUCGUCGGAGGCUUGGCUCGAUCGACGAACCAAUUACACUCGCUCGCUUGGAGUGAUGUCAAUGGUCGGAUACAUUCUCGGACUGGGCGAUCGUCACCCAAGCAACUUGAUGCUGGACCGCAUCACAGGCAAGAUCAUCCACAUCGAUUUUGGUGACUGCUUUGAGGUCGCCAUGCAUCGUGACAAGUAUCCGGAACGAGUACCCUUCCGCCUCACGAGAAUGUUGACAUUCGCCAUGGAGGUCAGCAACAUUGAGGGAUCGUUCCGCACGACAUGUGAGCAUGUAAUGAGACUGCUACGCGGCAACAAGGAGUCAUUGAUGGCAGUACUUGAGGCCUUCAUCCACGAUCCGCUCCUCACAUGGCGUCUUGGGGAUACUCAGUCUCCCACGGAGCCAUCUUUUGCUUCUGAGCGUCGCACAUCGAUCAUGGGUGCUCCUGAUGCAGGUGCUGCUGCGCCGAGGAGGCCUUCUGUCAUGGGCGGUGAUCCCAACAACGUCAUGCCGGAGCGCCCCAGUACUUCGUUCCGGCCACGCAACCGCCUUAGCACGGCACAAACGAAUGGCAACGUGGACGCGGUGGAGAAGGAAGUGCAGAACGCGCGAGCUUUGCAAGUGCUCAGUCGGGUGAAGGAGAAGUUGACGGGGCGAGACUUCAAGAAGGAGACGGAGCUGAACAUCAACGAGCAAGUGGAGAAACUUCUCAGUGAGGCGACGAACCUGGAGAACCUCUGCCAGCAUUACAUAGGAUGGUGCAGUUUCUGGUGA